ACACACAUGCAUACACACCACCCUUUCCGGUUAGCUUCCAGAGGCUUCAUGUUCCACAUUUAGCUAGCUGCCUGUCUUUUUAUAUACUACAUUGUGAAACUUACUGUUGUGUUUAUAUAAGUAAAUACAAACAUGGCAGAGGCCAUUCAAAAGAAACUGAAAGCUGAGUUAGAAAAAUAUACACAGAUGCAAAAAGAUGUCAGCAAGAGCAUGUCAGCUCGACAGAAGCUGGAGACGCAGCUGACAGAAAACAACAUCGUCAAAGAGGAGCUAGAUCUACUAGACAGUGCAAACACAGUCUACAAACUCAUUGGUCCUGUUUUGGUGAAACAAGACUUGGAUGAGGCCAAAGCUACUGUGACGAAAAGGCUGGAAUACAUCAACGGAGAGAUCCAGCGGUACGAGACACUUCUGAAAGACAUGGAGAAGAAAUCAGAACAGCACCGAGAGCUUUUGUCCAGUUUACAGCAGGAGUUUCAGAAAGCUCAAGGCCUCGCUGUGGGGAAAGUCUGAGUGAAGAACUUCAGCGCGCGCACACACACACACACACACACCACAAAGUUCACUUGUAGGAGUCCAUGCCAAUUAAAUGUGCUUAUACAUGCAUUUGCAACUUUACAUCUGUUGUUUUUUUAUCUUUUAUAGAAUAUUUUGCUUUUUGACUACCACAGUAUCAUUAAAAGACUUGGUCAUGGUUAAUUAUGUUCAUUGGACACAACCCAUAGUCAUAGAUAGAUUGUAGUCCUGUGAGAAGCACUGGCUAAACCGUAUAAAGUAAUGCAUGGCGACACAUGGUCACUAAACUACAGCAGUUGUGUUCAAAGUGCAGCUCCUUAUUGGCCAUUAUAUAUUGUAAAAUACAUUAUUAA
Doryrhamphus excisus (bluestripe pipefish) is the source of this 869-nucleotide messenger RNA. It is a transcript of the gene pfdn6, whose product is annotated as prefoldin subunit 6. Gene Ontology annotation, molecular function: protein-folding chaperone binding. NCBI's taxonomy places the organism in Eukaryota, Metazoa, Chordata, Actinopteri, Syngnathiformes, Syngnathidae. The record is from RefSeq and is a predicted model, not a curated record. Gene Ontology annotation, biological process: chaperone-mediated protein complex assembly; protein folding. Gene Ontology annotation, cellular component: prefoldin complex; cytoplasm.